AUGGGAGGACCGAGACGCUUUGAUGACACUCCCCCAAGGCCACAAAAUUCGCUAGGACAGAGCAGGACUGGAAUCCCAGUUUCCCAGUUUCCACUUUCAGUAGGGGAUCUGUACUGGACCUCAGCCGGUUCCGGCCACUCUGCUGGAGCCUGCUCAGCCCGCAUUACCCUGCAGCUAGCUAUGCCCGGCAGCUCAGAGUCUGCGGGCAGGGCAGGCGGCUUGAAGGGAGCCGGUCGUUCUCCCUCAACUUCCUUGGCGGAGGGGCGGGGACACCCUGCUCAGUCUCUGCGACCCAUAUGGUGGCGGUGGCGACAGCGGGCAGGUGUUUGCGUGGCGAUCUGGCGGGCCCCGGGGCUUAUGCUGAGAAGCCGCCCCUGCCUCACGCGAGCCGAACGAACAAAACGCUCAGGUCCGGUUUGUGCGAGGGGCUCGUCGCGGGGCCGGAGCGGAGGACCCGGGGCCUGGCGCAGUCGUCGUCGGAGAUGUCCGGUUGAUGAGCUUCUUCGAGUGCGGCGUCGCUCAGCGAUCCCGCUAGCCGCCGCUCUCACCUGCUCACUGCUGUGGCUGACACGUCGGCGACAGCGGCGGACGCCCCAGAGUUCAGGGAACCAGGUUGGCCCUGGAGGUGCUGGUGAACACAUGUGGGAAGAUUCUAUCUCCACGGCCACCCAGUUAGCCUACCAGGCCUCGGGAUCCAUUUUUGUCAAUCAAGUUAUACUGCAGCAAAGACCAGCUAUGCCUCUCCUGAAGCGCCCUCCACUGGCCAGACUAAGAACAACGCCUCGCGGCAAGUAUCAAGAAUUCAAGCCUGUCCAGCGGAAAUGCACCCUCCCAUUUCUAAAUGGAUGGGUCUCUUCCAACAGCUCUCACCUUCCACAUCUCUCAACAUACUUCUUUCCCUAGGCAGGGGGAAAUAAAAUCCAGAUAGAUUAGGGUGU
Rattus norvegicus (Norway rat) is the source of this 938-nucleotide messenger RNA. The record is from RefSeq and is a predicted model, not a curated record. Lineage: Eukaryota; Metazoa; Chordata; Mammalia; Rodentia; Muridae.